Messenger RNA from Gloeophyllum trabeum ATCC 11539, 2112 nucleotides. RefSeq lists its product as uncharacterized. Gene Ontology annotation, biological process: peroxisome organization; long-chain fatty acid import into peroxisome; very long-chain fatty acid catabolic process. The record is from RefSeq and is a predicted model, not a curated record. The transcript is spliced from 14 exons. Gene Ontology annotation, cellular component: peroxisomal membrane. NCBI's taxonomy places the organism in Eukaryota, Fungi, Basidiomycota, Agaricomycetes, Gloeophyllales, Gloeophyllaceae. Gene Ontology annotation, molecular function: ATP binding; ATP hydrolysis activity; ABC-type transporter activity. The coding region runs from base 34 to 2112 and encodes 692 amino acids.
CGCCCACCACCAUAGCAUUGCAGCCCGAGCGAGAUGUCGGGCAGCACGACUCAGGCUGCCAAGGAGCAGUUCGCUCGAUUUGCGAAAGCCUAUGCGAGUCACCGCCCUGUCAUCCAGCGCGCCCUCACGGGAGGUUUCGUGGCGUAUGUGCUCCUCAAUACGUAUCAGAGCCUUGCCGCAAGGCCGGCUGUCCCAGGUAGAGGUAAAGGAGGUAGCAGAGGGAAAGGGAAGGGCAAGGAGAAAGAAGAGGGGAAAACACCCCGCGUCGCGGUAGAUGCUAUAUUCUAUCAGCGACUAUCUCGGAUUCUGAGAAUAGUCAUUCCAAGUCUCAGGUCUAGGGAGGCCAUUCUGCUCUUCAUGCACUCCAGUCUACUAGUCUUUCGAACAGCGAUCUCCCUUUACGUCGCAUCAUUGGACGGGAAAAUAGUCGCGUCUAUUGUACGAGCACGACCACUGGAGUUCUUCUUCAACAUCCUCCGCUGGCUCUUGGUCGCAAUCCCUGCUACAUGGUGUAACAGUUGGCUGAGCUUCGUAGAAUCUCGGCUGUCCAGUGCCUACCGCACGCGCCUUACGGAUGAAGUGGUCCGAUCCUAUCUGGAGGAUGAAGAAGGUGGAGGCAAGAUUUAUUACAAGAUUUCUAACCUGGACGAUCGAAUAAAGAAUCCUGAUCAGAUGAUAACCCAUGACAUACAACGCUUCUCGGCACAUCUAGCGGCCAUAUACGCCAACAUGGCUAAGCCAGUACUAGACGUCAUCCUGUACAACUACCAACUAUCGCAAAACGUUGGGGCAGAAGGCCUUGUCCUGCUCACUGUACUAGUCCAAGCCUCCGCUGCUCUACUGCGACGCCUCACCCCGCCCUUUGGACAGUAUACCGCCCUCUCCGCGUCGCUCGCAGGCUCCCUGCGGCACACGCAUUCCCGCUUGGCCGAGCACGCCGAGGAGAUCGCGUUCUUCCGUGGCGAGGAGACUGAGAAGAUGCUGCUCGAGAGAGAGUACGCUGGCAUGGUGAUGCACGAAAGGAAGGUCCUCAGGGGACGCUGGUGGCAUGGUAUCGUCGAAGAGGGGAUCGUAAAGUGGCUGUGGGGAAGCUUUGGGUUGUGCAUUUGCGCUAUUCCUGUAUUUUUCAAGCUGCCAGGGGUGUCUGUGGCGGAUCUGGGUGGCAGGACAGAGGGCUUCGUGACGAAUAGGCGGCUGCUCUUGUCCGCGUCCGAUGCAUUCGGCCGUGUUAUGUACUCCUACAAGGACCUAUCUGAACUGGCUGGCUACACCGCACGGGUGUCCCUCUUGCUGGACACGAUGGCAGAUGUGCGCAAGGGCAAACUGGAGAAGGCGCUGGUGAGCAGUGCGAGCACCGAAGAGAAUGCCCGGAUACUGAGAGGGAAGGGAGAAGUGCUCGAGUCCGAGGAGAUAAGGUUCGAGAAUGUGCCCAUAGUUACGCCCAAUGGAGACAUUCUGGUCAAGAGCCUCAGUUUCCACGUGAAGCCUGGAGAACACCUCCUGAUUGUCGGUCCAAACGGAUGUGGCAAGUCGUCCUUAUUCCGGAUAUUAGGCGGGCUAUGGCCUGUUUACGGUGGAGUCGUCCACAAGCCUCCUGCGUCGCAGUUCAUUCUCAUUCCCCAGCGUCCGUACCUGCCGCUGGGUACGCUUCGGGACCAGGUCAUAUACCCUCAUUCAAAGCUGGAUAUGGAAGCUCUAGGACGCACGGACGAAGAACUGCUAGCGAUUCUGUCUGUCGUCCAAAUGGAUCAUAUCGUCGAACGUGAAGGUGGAUGGGAUGCGGCCAAAGAAUGGAGGGACGCGCUGAGCGGCGGAGAUAAACAGAAGAUUGCCUGGGCGAGGCUGUUUUACCACAGACCGAAGUAUGCUGUCUUGGACGAAGCCACGUCGCUCGUGCCAACGGAGAUGGAAGGUCGUAUGAUGGACCAUGCUACGGAGCUAGGCAUAACCCUGCUGACAGUGUCCCAUCGCCCAUCGUUAUGGAAAUACCAUUCCAUGAUACUUCAAUACGAUGGGCAGGGCGGGUACGUCUUCACAAAGCUAGACGCAGAGAAGCGGCUGGCACUUCAGGAGGAGAAGCAGGCUUUGGAAACGAAGUUAUUGGAAGUGUGA